CUUUCCGAGCCCAGCAAGGAGAGGUGAUGAGGAUGGCUUGUCGUCUGGACCCUCGAACUGGCUUCCAAAUGGCUGGUGAAUGGCUGAAGUACCAGCUCACAGCUCCUGUUGAUACUGGACCCAUGAACUCUAAGACAGGCGAAGGUCUCUGCUCCAUCUUCUCUCCAUCCUUUGUGCAGUGGGAUGCCAUGACCUUCUUCUCAGAGAGCGUCAUCAGCCAGAUGUUUCGAACCCUGGAUAAAGACGAAAUCCCAGUGAAUGAUGGCAUAGAUCUGCUGCAGCUUGUCCUUAAUUUUGAAACAAAGGAUCCUCUCAUCCUGUCCUGUGUGCUCACCAAUGUCUCUGCUCUCUUCCCAUUUGUCACUUACCGACCAGAAUACCUACCACAAGUACUUUCCAAGCUGUUUGCUUCAGUUACCUUUGAAGUUAUAGAAGAAAGUAAGUUUGUUAUGUCUGUCCAGGCUCCUAGAACUCGAGCAGUGAAGAAUGUGAGAAGGCAUGCAUGCUCCUCAAUCAUAAAGAUGUGUCGGGAUUACCCUCAGCUUGUUCUGCCAAACUUUGAGAUGUUGUACAACCAUGUGAAGCAGCUGCUCUCCAAUGAGCUACUUCUGACACAGAUGGAGAAGUGUGCUCUUAUGGAGGCCCUCGUCCUCAUCAGCAACCAGUUCAAGGACUAUGAGCGGCAGAAAGCUUUUCUGGAGGAGCUCAUGGCUCCUGUUGCUGGCUUAUGGCUCUCUCCAGAGAUGCAGAGAGUCCUCUCAGAUCCUGAAGCCUUUAUCUCCUAUGUGGGUGCAGACAACAAAAUUGCUGAUCCAGUCUUGGAAGAUCCUAGUGGCCUGAAACGCUCUAGAAUAAGCUUUUGCGUGUACACCAUUCUGGGAGUUGUAAAACGAGCUCGUUGGCCUACUGUUCCUGAAGAGGCAAAAGCUGGAGGAUUCUUGGUGGGGUACAUGCCCAGUGGAAGUCCAGUCUACCGUAAUCCCUGCACUGAGCAGGUCCUGAAGCUUCUUGACAAUUUACUUGCUCUUAUAAGGACUCACAACAAUCUCUACAUGCCAGAGAUGGUGGCUAGGCUGGGGGAGACAUUUGCAAAGGCCUUAGACAUGCUGGAGGUGGAGAAGAAUGCCAUCCUAGGUCUCCCUCAGCCUCUGCUGGAGCUUUAUGACUCUCCUGUUUACAAAACGGUCCUAGAAAGGAUGCAGGGCUUCUUUUGUACCCUCUACGACAACUGUUUCCACAUCCUGGGAAAUGCAGGUCCCUCCAUGCAACAGGAUUUCUACACCGUUGAAGGUCUCGCCACCCAGCUCCUUAGUUCAGCUUUCAUCAACCUCAACAACAUUCCUGAUUACAGACUGCGUCCUAUGCUCCGUGUGUUUGUGAAGCCCUUGGUACUCUCCUGCCCUUCAGAAAACUACGAAACCCUUGUCUGCCCCAUGCUGGGACCACUCUUUACCUAUCUGCACAUGAGGUUGUCUCAGAAAUGGCAGGUGAUCAGCCAGCGAAGCAUGCUCUGUGAGGAUGAUGCUGCAGAUGACAACCCUGAGUCUCAGGAGAUGCUUGAGGAACAGCUGGUCAGGCUGCUGACCCGAGAAGUCAUGGAUCUCAUCACUGUUUGCUGUGUGUCUAAGAAAGGUGUUGAGCAUAACACUACUGCUGCUGUAGACGGAGACGAUGAUGAGGCGAUGGCCACGGAGGUGACUCCCCCUGCCAGUGCAGAGCUCACCGAGCUCGGCAAGUGUCUGAUGAAGCAGGAGGAUGUUUGCACUGCACUGCUGAUCACUGCCUAUGCAUCCCUCUCCUGGAAGGACACCUUGUCGUGCCAAAGAACCACAACACAGCUUUGCUGGCCGCUGCUCAAACAGGUGCUUCCAGGAAACCUCCUGCCUGACGCUGUGUCCUGGUUUUUCACAAGUGUGCUGAAGGGCUUACAGACACACGGGCAGCACGAUGGCUGCAUGGCAGCUCUUGUUCACCUGGCUUUCCAGAUCUACGAGGCCUUGCGCCCUCGCUACGUUGAGCUGAAGGCAGUGAUGGAGCAGAUCCCGGACAUCCAGCGGGAUUCUUUGGAGCAGUUUGAUUCAAAGCUUCUCAACCCAACACUGCAGAAGGUGGCAGACAAGCGCCGGAAGGAUCAUUUCAAGCGCCUCAUCACAGGUUGCAUUGGGAAGCCCCUCGGGGAGCAGUUCCGCAAGGAGGUUCAUAUCCGGAACCUCCCAUCUCUCUUCAAAAAGGUGAAGCCAUCACUGGAGACGGAUGUGCUAGAAAAUGAGGAUGGAGAGGGCCUCACUGCACUCUUUGAGCCCUGAGCCUUGGAUGCUGCAACUGUCUCCUCCCCUACCUUCUGUUUUGUCUCUCCUCAUAGUAAGCACAUUAGAUUCUCCUUGUCAUCGCCUCCACAAGCGUUCGUCUGAAUAAAGCCCCUUACGGGUCCUGUCCCAUUCUCCUCCCUACGCUGGGACGGGGCCUGCGGUGGCACUUGAACCAGUCUAUUAAGCUUUCCCUGAUUCCUUCCCCUCCCCUCCAUUGGAUGAGCAUCUUUAGACCUCUGCUUCUCUGCAGGGUGGGAGCUGAGCCCAUAGACUCUGUUAGGUAAAGCCUGGUCAUCCUGUAGCCCUGGGUCACUCUUGCUCCACUUCUUCAUCCCUUGGG
Messenger RNA from Pelecanus crispus (Dalmatian pelican), 2649 nucleotides. Lineage: Eukaryota; Metazoa; Chordata; Aves; Pelecaniformes; Pelecanidae. The record is from RefSeq and is a predicted model, not a curated record.